Molecule: messenger RNA, 537 nt
Organism: Cheilinus undulatus (humphead wrasse)
Lineage: Eukaryota; Metazoa; Chordata; Actinopteri; Labriformes; Labridae
Gene: crygm1
Product: crystallin, gamma M1
Exons: 3
Coding region: 1-537 (178 amino acids)
Biological process (GO): lens development in camera-type eye; visual perception
Molecular function (GO): structural constituent of eye lens
Source: RefSeq, a predicted model, not a curated record
AUGGGCAAGAUCAUCUUCUACGAGGAGAGGAAUUUCCAGGGUCGCUCCUAUGAGUGCAUGAGCGACUGCUCUGACAUGACCUCCUACCUGGGCAGGUCCCAGUCCUGCAGGGUGGAGAGUGGAUGCUUCAUGGUCUAUGAGCGUCCCAACUUCAUGGGCCUGCAGUUCUUCCUGAGGAGGGGCGAGUACCAUGACAUGCAGCGUCUGAUGAGCAUGGGCAUGAUGUUUGACACCAUCAGAUCCUGCAAACUGAUCCCUUACCACAGAGGCCCCUUCAGGAUGAAGAUCUACGAGAGGGAGAACUUCCAGGGCCAGAUGAACGAGUUGAUGGACGACAUCGACAGCAUCCAGGAGCGCCUCCGUAUGAAUGAGUGCCUGUCCUGCAACGUGUUGGAUGGCCAGUGGCUGCUGUACGAGCAGCCCCACUUCAGAGGCAGGAUGAUCUACCUGAGGCCCGGCGAGUACAGGAGCUUCUCUAACUUGGGCAUUAGCAGCUUGAGGAUGCAGAGCAUGAGGCGCAUCACCGACAUGUGCUAG